AUGGGUAAUAGUACUCUGGAGAAUGGAAGACUGGGGGUCACACAAAACUGUCAGAGAUACAAUGUGGACAAUGAACAAUAUAAACUGAAGCAUGCGAUGAUGAUUAGUGUUAUGAACUGUAAAGAUCUGUGGAAACGGCCAGUUGACCAUGGGAUUUCUGACAACAAAAUAGAUGAGCAGCCAAUCAAUAAACUGUUUGAUCGUAGUCUAUGUCUGAUGGAUGGCUGUGCAAGUUACCAGUAUGGACGGACAUCAUGGCUUUUACAAGUGACCUUCUACUGCUGCCUUUUUCAACAUUCGAAAAACCUACAAGACUGUGAGCCACGAAACUCAAAGUCUUAUGUCAACUUUCUUGAUCACUUGAACAUAAGUGGUGUGGUGGGUGCUACAGAUCAUUCAGAAGACAUUGCCAUGGCCCCUGCCUCAAAGAAAGAGCGUAUAGAAGGUGUGUAUGUGAAUAAGAAAGUCAUCCAGACGCAAGGCUUCAACAGGACCACCGUGGUUACCCAGUUCACCCUGGUGGGCUUCUCUAGCCUGGGGGCACUCCAGCUGCUGCUGUCUGUCCUCUUUCUUCUCCUGUACGUGACCAUCCUGCUGGCCAAUGCCACCACCAUGGCUGUCAUCCGCUGAAGCAGGACUCUACACCCUCCCACGUAUGGGUUCCUGUUCAUCCUUUCCUUCUCUGAAUCCUGCGACACUCUUGGCAUCAUCCCUCAACUGCUGGCCCAUCUGCUCUCAGCCACCAAGGGCAUCUCCUCUGUGGCCUGUGCCAUGCAGCUCUUCUUCCUUGGCUUUGCCUGCACCAAUUGCUUUCUCAUCACUGUGAUGGGGUACGAUCGUUAGGUGGCGAUUUGCCACCUUAUGAGCUACAUGCUCAUCAUGAACAAGAGGGUGGGGUUGGGGUUGGUUUCCCUGUCCAGAGUCACAGGCUUCUUCAUUGCUUUGCUGGCCACCAAACUCAUCUGUGACAUGACUUUCUUUGGUCCCAACAGAGUCAACCGCUAUUUCUGUGACAUGGCGUCCGUCAUUAAGUUGGCCUGUGCAGACACCCAUGUGAAAGAACCGGCUCCAUUCAGCCGAAGCAUUCUGGCGAUCAUGGCGCCUUUCCUGCUGAUUCUGAUCUCCUGUGGCUUCAUCGUUAACACCAUCCUGAAGAUCCCCUGGGCUGAAGGGAAGAAGGCCUUUGCCACACGCGUCACCCACCUCGCGGUAGUCUUCGUGCACUACGGCUGUGCCUCCAUCACCUACCUGAGGCCCAGAUCCAAGUCUGCCCCAGACAAGGAUCAGUUGGUGGCAGUGACCUACACUGUGGUCACUCCCCUGCUCAAUCCUCUGGUCUACAGUCUGAGGAAUCAGGAGGUGAAGUCUGCCCCGAAAAGAUUUUUGGGAAAGCCCUGGAACCACCAAGGUGAUCUAACAAAAAACCCUAAAAUUAACGAGGGAAGUUACAGGAGAAAUCAAAGGCGGGACGCUUUCUCUGUCUUUUUACCAAUCCAGUCCUGA
This is a messenger RNA of Prionailurus viverrinus (fishing cat), 1503 nucleotides long. Its product is annotated as olfactory receptor 10T2-like. The record is from RefSeq and is a predicted model, not a curated record. Gene Ontology annotation, biological process: G protein-coupled receptor signaling pathway. Gene Ontology annotation, molecular function: olfactory receptor activity; G protein-coupled receptor activity. Lineage: Eukaryota; Metazoa; Chordata; Mammalia; Carnivora; Felidae. Gene Ontology annotation, cellular component: membrane.